AUGGCGAAGCCCACAGCUGGAGGCGCCAGUACAGCCUCGCCUUCAACCUCCUCCUCCUCUGACUCUGCAUCCUUCGUGGCCGUCUCCUCCUCCUCCUCCUCCAACUCCGAAGACGUUGAUGAGGAUACGGUGGAGAAGUGGUUGAGGGGCAUCAUUGGCAACAAAGAUAACCCCAGGGGGGCCAGGAGAGUCCCUCCACUCGACAACUCGUAUGAAACAGACAAGGCCCUUACUGAGAUGUAUUCGAUGCCUAACGGAGAGCAGGAACAUGACCAAGAGGGGGAGGCGAGCGGAGGCAAGAGCGGCGAGUGGCAUUCUGAUGGUGAAGAGGACGAGGAUAGCGACGACCCGAGUCAUGAAGAAGAGGUCGGCACCUCCUCUGCCGCUACCUCCGAGACUUCCGCUUACAAGAAUGAAGACGAAGAAAUGGAAGAUGCCGUCACCUCCAAUCCAGCUCCUCCCCAUGUCAUUGAUCUUCCAGAUGAUGACGAAGACGUGCCACUGAUGCCCCAGGGGAGAAGAAACAGGAAAGCGUCAGCUGGAAAGACACCUCAGUCUGCGUCGGCGACCAAAACAUCGAUCCAGGAAGGUGGCAACGCCAAUCGGACUUCCGUAACUUUCGCGGUACCACUGACGAGUGCUCAGCCUUCGGCGUCAACUGCUCAAACUCUAGCCGAUCCAUCUUCGCUCUUUGCCGCCCAUCAUGUCCCAGAGGACCAAGUGGGUGCUGCCAAGGAAGCCAUACGCCAAGCGGGCAUCAUGAUGGAAAAGAUGAAGAUGGUCCGGGAAGCCAGCCAAGCGGCUUACGACGCCAGCUCAGCUCUUCAGAGCAACGUCCAGGAUAUGAAAUCUUGUAAACUCGGAGUUCGUUUUGCUGAAUUGGAGAAAAAACAGAUUCAGCUCAACCUCGAUCUGGAAUUGGCCAAGACAAAUCUGCAGAAGGCCAAUGAUGAAGCUGCUGGUAAGAGAAAGCUUGCCGACUGA
Aegilops tauschii subsp. strangulata is the source of this 984-nucleotide messenger RNA. The record is from RefSeq and is a predicted model, not a curated record. Lineage: Eukaryota; Viridiplantae; Streptophyta; Magnoliopsida; Poales; Poaceae.